Messenger RNA from Equus quagga, 6944 nucleotides. It is a transcript of the gene SRGAP2, whose product is annotated as SLIT-ROBO Rho GTPase activating protein 2. The coding region runs from base 674 to 4000 and encodes 1108 amino acids. The record is from RefSeq and is a predicted model, not a curated record. Gene Ontology annotation, cellular component: cytoplasm. Lineage: Eukaryota; Metazoa; Chordata; Mammalia; Perissodactyla; Equidae. Gene Ontology annotation, molecular function: protein binding. The transcript has 24 exons. Gene Ontology annotation, biological process: signal transduction; negative regulation of cell migration.
CGGAGUUGGCGGAGGCUCCUCAGGGGACUAGGGGACCGAUCUGCGUAGAAGCGGGUGGCGGGGAAGAGAGGGGAGGAGACCUCUGAGUGGGAAGCGGAGCCGGGGGCCUGGGACCCGUCGCGUCAGAGCCAGGCAAGUGAACCGGAGCAAACGACUUCCGAUCCAGUCCGCGCUGCUGCGGCUCCCGUUUGGGAUUUGAUUUGCAGCAUCUUCGAGCCUGUGCAACAAAAAACCGCGAAGCACGCCCAGCCCUCCCCCGGCACCCCGAUACGCACCCACUCCCUCCCGGGGACACAGCUGGGCGCGUCCACACCCGGCACCCCCACACCAUGUUGUGCGGAAGGACUUCCACUCCCCGCCUGUGUCGUUGAUGUCAGACCCCAGGCCAGCCUCCGGGCGCUGCAGUUCUCCCGGCUAAUGCUGAGGCUGCGGCUCCGGCUCUAGCACGGGAACCAGCCGCCGCCGCGCCCGGCCCCAGCGCCCACCGUCUGCAUGUGCCCGCCGUAGCCGCCUGCCCAGCCCGCAGCCCGCGCUCCCCGGAGCGCUGGAGACCACCGCGGGGGGCCCCUUCUGCCCGCGGGAGAAGCAGCCUUGGAGGUAUUGAUUUUGGUGGUUGGAUUUUUCCCGUGGAUCUAUCAAUUCACAAUUCGAAUUUGGAAGAAAGAAGGAAAACAUGACGUCUCCAGCCAAAUUCAAAAAGGAUAAGGAGAUCAUAGCAGAGUACGAUACUCAGGUCAAAGAGAUCCGCGCUCAGCUCACAGAGCAGAUGAAAUGCCUGGACCAGCAGUGUGAGCUCCGGGUGCAGCUGUUGCAGGACCUCCAGGACUUCUUCCGGAAGAAGGCAGAGAUCGAGAUGGACUACUCCCGCAACCUGGAGAAGCUGGCAGAACGCUUCCUGGCCAAGACGCGGAGCACCAAGGACCAGCAAUUCAAGAAGGAUCAGAAUGUUCUCUCUCCAGUCAACUGCUGGAAUCUCCUCUUAAACCAGGUGAAGCGGGAGAGCAGGGACCACACCACCCUGAGUGACAUCUACCUGAAUAAUAUCAUUCCUCGAUUUGUCCAAGUCAGCGAGGACUCAGGAAGACUCUUUAAAAAGAGUAAAGAAGUCGGCCAGCAGCUCCAAGAUGAUUUGAUGAAGGUCCUGAAUGAGCUCUACUCGGUCAUGAAGACAUAUCACAUGUACAAUGCCGACAGCAUCAGUGCUCAGAGCAAGCUAAAGGAGGCGGAGAAGCAGGAGGAGAAGCAAAUUGGCAAAUCAGUAAAGCAGGAGGACCGGCAGACCCCGCGCUCCCCCGACUCCACGUCCAACGUCCGCAUUGAGGAGAAGCAUGUCCGGAGGAGCUCAGUGAAGAAGAUUGAGAAGAUGAAGGAGAAGCGCCAAGCCAAGUACACGGAGAAUAAACUGAAGGCCAUUAAAGCCCGGAAUGAGUACUUACUGGCUUUGGAGGCAACCAACGCAUCUGUCUUCAAGUACUACAUCCACGACCUGUCCGACCUUAUUGAUCAGUGUUGUGACUUGGGCUACCACGCUAGCUUGAACCGGGCGCUACGCACCUUCCUCUCUGCUGAGUUGAAUCUGGAGCAGUCCAAACACGAGGGUCUGGACGCCAUCGAGAAUGCUGUAGAAAACCUGGAUGCCACCAGUGACAAGCAGCGCCUCAUGGAGAUGUACAACAGUGUCUUCUGCCCACCUAUGAAGUUUGAGUUCCAGCCCCACAUGGGGGACAUGGCUUCCCAGCUCUGUGCCCAGCAGCCUGUCCAGAGUGAGCUGGUCCAGAGAUGCCAACAACUGCAGUCUCGCUUAUCCACCCUGAAGAUUGAGAAUGAAGAGGUAAAGAAGACAAUGGAGGCCACUCUGCAGACCAUCCAGGACAUUGUGACUGUCGAGGAUUUUGACGUGUCUGACUGCUUCCAGUACAGCAACUCCAUGGAGUCCGUCAAGUCCACGGUCUCAGAAACCUUCAUGAGCAAGCCCAGCAUCGCCAAGAGGAGAGCCAACCAGCAAGAGACAGAGCAGUUCUAUUUCACGAAAAUGAAGGAAUACCUGGAGGGCAGGAACCUCAUCACCAAGCUGCAAGCCAAGCAUGACCUUCUCCAGAAAACCCUGGGAGAAAGUCAGCGGACAGAUUGCAGUCUGGCCAGGCGUAGCUCAACCGUAAAGAAGCAGGAUUCCAGCCAGGCAAUUCCUCUGGUGGUAGAAAGCUGUAUCCGGUUUAUCAGCAGACAUGGGCUGCAGCAUGAAGGAAUUUUCCGCGUGUCAGGAUCCCAGGUAGAAGUGAAUGACAUCAAAAACGCCUUUGAGAGAGGAGAGGACCCCCUGGCUGGGGACCAGAAUGACCAUGACUUAGACUCCAUAGCCGGCGUCCUGAAGCUUUACUUCCGGGGGCUGGAACACCCUCUCUUCCCCAAGGACAUCUUCCGUGACCUGAUGGCCUGCGUCACAAUGGACAACCUGCAGGAGAGAGCUCUGCACAUCCGGAAGGUCCUCCUGGUCCUGCCCAAAACCACUCUGAUCAUCAUGAGAUACCUCUUUGCCUUCCUCAGUCAUGCCUCCUCUGAUGCUGUCCUCCGGGCGUUCAUGCGAGUGCUUUCCAGCUUGCCCUUUCCCUUCUCCUCCAGUUUAUCACAGUUCAGUGAAGAGAACAUGAUGGACCCCUACAACCUCGCCAUCUGCUUCGGGCCCUCGCUGAUGUCGGUGCCGGAGGGCCAUGACCAGGUGUCCUGCCAAACCCACGUGAACGAGCUGAUCAAAACCAUCAUCAUCCAGCAUGAGCACGUCUUCCCAAACCCCAGGGAGCUGGAGGGCCCCAUCUAUAGCAGAGGAGGAAGCACGGAGGAUUACUGUGACAGCCCACAUGGAGAGACUGCCUCGGCUGAAGACUCCGCCCAGGAUGCGACUGCAGAGCACCACACCAGCGACGACGAGUGCGAGCCCAUCGAGGCCAUCGCCAAGUUUGACUACGUGGGUCGGACAGCCCGAGAGCUGUCCUUCAAGAAGGGGGCGUCCCUGCUGCUCUACCAGCGGGCUUCCGACGACUGGUGGGAAGGCCGGCACAACGGCAUCGACGGGCUCAUCCCCCAUCAGUACAUCGUGGUCCAAGACACCGAGGACGGUGUCGUGGAGAGGUCCAGCCCCAAGUCUGAGAUUGAGGUCAUUUCUGAGCCACCUGAAGAAAAGGUGACAGCCAGAGCGGGGGCCAGCUGUCCCAGUGGGGGUCAUGUAGCCGAUAUUUAUCUUGCAAACAUCAACAACACCUUACAUCUUGAGAACUCAAAGCCCACGAUCACCAAGCAGAGGAAGCGGCCAGAAUCUGGGAGCAUCCGGAAAACAUUUCGGAGUGACAGCCAUGGGCUGAGCAGUUCCCUGACUGACCCCGCCUCCCCGGGGGUGGGGGCUGGCUGCCGCCCGUCUUCCCAGCCCAUCAUGAGCCAGAGUCUCCCCAAGGAAGGGCCAGAUAAGUGUUCCAUCAGUGGGCAUGGGAGCCUCAACUCCAUCAGCCGCCACUCGUCCCUAAAGAAUCGGCUGGACAGUCCCCAGAUCCGGAAGACAGUGACAGCAGGAAGGUCGAAAAGCUUCAAUAACCAUCGGCCCAUGGACCCUGAGGUCAUUGCACAGGAUAUUGAGGCAACUAUGAACUCUGCCCUGAACGAGCUGCGGGAGCUAGAGCGGCAGAGCAGUGUCAAGCACACCCCUGAUGUGGUUUUGGACACCUUGGAGCCCCUCAAAACCUCCCCAGUGGUGGCCCCCACAUCGGAGCCCUCCAGCCCCCUGCACACCCAGCUCCUCAAGGACCCCGAGCCCGCCUUCCAGCGCAGUGCCAGUACUGCUGGGGACAUCGCCUGCGCCUUCCGGCCUGUCAAGUCUGUCAAGGUGGCUGCCCCCGUCAAGCCACCAGCCACACGACCCAAGCCCACUGUCUUCCCCAAAACAAAUGCCACUAGCCCCGGUGUCAACUCAUCGGCUUCCCCACAGCCCACUGACAAGUCUUGUACUGUCUGAGGGAUGUAAUUUAAUUGUUCUAGACAGAGGACUGGAGGGACCCUUAUUAAAAUCUUCCUAUUUAACUAGCUUGGGGACUUCAGUUGAAAAGUAGAUUCUAAGUUGUUCUUGCAGGAAUUAGCCUUCCUAUCACCCAAACCUUGAGAAUGAAGCCCUCAUUAUCAGCCCGGCCUGCCCUUCCCGCUGCCCUCUGCUUCUCCCAGUCGUCGUCGUAAUCCAGCCAGCUGCAGUACAUACUGUUCUUAGGUUAGCCAGAGAUAAGACUUCUUCCAUUAUCAGGUCACUGUGAAAUCUGGCGAGGCGAGUCGUGAGGACGUGGCUCGAGUCCCAGUCCCCUCAGGCACAGGGGGCGCCUGACCAGAUGGUGGGUUGGCUACUGACAUCCAGCUCUCAGUGGCAUCUUGUUUUGGGUACUGAUUUAUAGAGGAUCAUGUAUAGUCCAUUCUUCAUUUUACACACACACACAGGUAGGUUUUCUAGUCUGGCAUGUGUAGCCUCUCCUGGUCGUAGACCAAUCUCUUUGUAAGUUAUUGUGGCGGUUCACACAGGAGCCACCAGGGGUCUCUGUUUCUGUUCCUAACCUUGAUCUGUCUGGGCCAGAGAACCUAGCCUUUGAAAUCUCUCCGUCAUGUGAAAUUUAGCAGGACGAGACUGAUCCUGUAAUCUGUUUGGGGGUGGGGGCUUCUCUCUGUCUUCUUUCUCUUGGUGUGAAUUGGUCAUUGGUGUCUGCUUUUGCCCCCCUCUGUCCUCUAGAACUACAACCCAGUCUUAUUAUGGACCUUCUAAAGUUUUUCUGAAUGUAUAGACAUUUCUCGGGUUCCUAUCUUAUCUUUUUGUCUCUGACGGACUAUUUUCCAUUUAUGACAUUUUCGUAUAUAAGACAGUUUUAUAGCUGGUUCCUUUUAUGGUCUAGAGUCUUAAGAGAGUUUUAUUGUGUUUAUGGCAGGUUUGGAAAAGGUAAGAAAUGGGUCCUUCUUCCUCCUACUUUUUUGGGCACUUAAGACAUAAAAUUCAUUAUUCUAUUAAAAAAUUCAGCUUUGCUAACCCUGAAAUUGUUUCCAAAUGAAAACUUGUCCUAAGUUCACCCCCUCGUUUGGGUAUUCUACAAGUUCUCUCUUCAGGGACCAACAGGGGCUUGCAGAGUCCUAGUUAGAUUAAAGAGAGACCUUGCCCCUUAAAACAGUUUUUAUUUAUCCAAACAAGGACAAAUAAGAGAACUUUGGCUCCACGGGCUCUAAAGUCCAAGGCUGGAAUCUAAGAAAAUAAAAAAUCAGAUGCUGAAUGUUUUGGCCUUCCUUUGGCCUUUUUUCUGAUUCCCCUCCCAAAAGCAAAAAUGAUACCCUUAUCUGCUUUAAUCCACCCUCCAAAUCUGGUGCCUGUGGUCCCAGCUCCCUAGCAUCACGCUGUCCCGGGAGUGCCAGGGCUGGGGACAGUCACAUCAGGCUCGUGGUCUCAGACAGCUACUUGAGUAAAAGCUGAAACUCAUUCCUCUCCUCUGUUUUCUGGUUUUAAAGCUGCACUUUUCGCCUUAUUUUUUCCACAGUUCAGGAGAGAUGUUGAGUUGCCAUUCAGAUAGGAAAGUUUGAAUUUUCUUAUCUUUGGCCUAGAAGAUUCUUUUUGGCCCAACAUUGUGAAGUUAGUAGUUGGCUCUAUGGAAGGUGGUAGGAUUUUGCUCAUUCUGUGUGAAGGAAAAGAGGAGCUUUGUGGGAAAUCACUAAUUCAAAAGAUAACCUGCAACGCCAGGAAAACCGUGCCAAGAGCUGGAAGGGAGAAUUGAAGACUCUUUCAGAGAAGUGAGUCAGCCUGGGAGAGGCACCCACAGGCCUCGGGGUCCUUGGCUCCUGUUGCUCUGUGUAGUGGCCUGUCCCUGUCUGUCACCUGGAUUUAUGCAGGUCCUGAGCCAACAGAGGGCCUUCAUAGCCAAGGAUAUGUUUCCUUGCUGAAAAUGGACACCCACCCUUCAUGUUACAUUCCUUUUGAUCCAAGUGAUCAAAAUUGGUCCCCGUGCCUGCCCUUUUCCCCCUCCAGCACACUCCUCUAAGAAAAUAAGAGCCAAGCUUUCAUAAUCACAACACUUUGGGCCUAUUCUGUUGCUCCUGCCUUAUUUCUCUUUCAGCCCCGUACAUGACUGUGUUCACCGUCCCCUCAGUCAGUCUCCAUCCGCUGAUUUGCAUCAUGAACUGGACAGUGUGUGAAUGGUCAUCUGCUCCCCUGGCCCUGGGAGCCAAGUUGUCUUCCCCUCUCUGGUGCUCCUGACACCUGUGAGGUGGUCCUGUCGAGGACUGGGGACCCAGAGGAGGAGAGGCCUCGGCAGAGCUCACUGCAGUCAAUUGGAAUCGAGGUCGCACACUGUGAUUUUUACACCGAAAAGCCAGAAGGAGCUGGCCCCCCGGGGCCUCGGGAAACCAGCCCCUCCUCAGAUAUCUUGCCUCAACCAGCAUGAUGCUUCCAGAGCCCCACUCUGCCCCGUGAGGCACGGAUCCUUUUCCUAGUGUGGACUCUGAGGGAUCAGUCUUUGGGGAACAGAGGUGGGGUGGAGCUACCAGCAUCCCAACUUGGAAAAGAGAGGAGUUAGCAGCCAGCAGCCUGUAAACUGGAAACGCUGGUCUCAGCCAGCCUCCUCAGGGCAUCCUGGUUUCUCCCCAAGGAGAUGAGGAGAGAUGACGCCAGCAGCGGGAUGAACAGACCACGGGAAGGGCUGGCGUAUGUGUACUUCCCAUCAGAAGAUAAGUUAGAUCUUCCAGGGAAUUGCGAUGUUGUGGCGUCUGACUUGUAUGUCAUGUUUGUGUAAAACGGUAUAUUCUCUAAACUAGUGUUGAUAACUGGAAUAUCGUAUGUAUGCUUGGAGAUGCUUUGUGUGAACCUAAGACUGUCACUCAACAGAUGUUGGAUUGGGGAAAAUCCAAAGCACAACUUCGAAAUAAAAGACGUUUUUAGGUUUCGA